Messenger RNA from Perca fluviatilis (European perch), 3716 nucleotides. RefSeq names its product zinc-binding protein A33-like. Bases 484 to 1380 code for a protein of 298 amino acids. The transcript is spliced from 5 exons. Lineage: Eukaryota; Metazoa; Chordata; Actinopteri; Perciformes; Percidae. Gene Ontology annotation, molecular function: protein binding. The record is from RefSeq and is a predicted model, not a curated record.
AGCAACGCAGCAAAGCCUUCAGUGCGGCUACAGGAAACUGUACCAUAUGAAAAUACAGUCUCAAAAAUGCACACAAUAUGGUGUGCCUUGUAAUAAACAGUCGAAGAGAAAUACUGAAGACAAGAAGAUUGUCACAGUAAACACACACUCCUGUCAGUCAGUCUCCGCUUUGUUGCUUUGUACAUCCCGCUGCAUAAUGAACUGCUUCUGCAGCUGCACUUCACAAAGAAUCUGUCUGGCUGGUGUUGAUUUGAGCUGUGCUGAAUAUGUUUGCGACUCUUUCUACAGGAGACAUUAGAAAAGCAACAGGAGUGUCUAAAGAGGCAAAGGGAAGCCGUGAAAUACAGACUGAAAAAACUGGCAGCACGGCAAUCAGAAAUUACAAAAAGGUCCACAGUGAUAAAAGAGAACAUCAUACGGAAAUAUCUGGAGAUCCGGGCCGUCCUUGAUGAGGACCUGAGGAUCACCCUGUCCCACCUGGAGAUGGAGGAGCGGGCUGCAGUCUCUGCCCUGGAUGGGCUGAUGGAAAGGAACUGUUCUCUAAUCCAGGAAAUAGAGCAGGACCUGGCCAGACUCACUGUGGCAAUGGACCAGACCGACACAGACCCUGAUACAAUGUCUGUCUUUUCAUACCCUGAGCAGCAAGACACGGAGACAGUGGACAGAGUGAUGGAUCUGCUAAACAGCUCAGACCCGAGCAGUGUGAGGCUGGACGAAGCUAAAGCCGAGCAGAUCCUCAGCCUCGCCAACAACAUGCUCCUGCUGAUCAGCUCACAGACGCCUAUAAUCAAGAGCUUCACCAAGAGUUAUUCCAGCGAGGUGUGUUUGGAUCCGGAGACGGCCCACCCAAAGCUGAUCAUCUCCCCCCGUGGGGACAGCGCCAUCUACACAGACACCUGGCAGCAACUUCCUGACCUCCCUGGACGCUUUGACACCACCCUCAAUGUCAUCAGCUUGCAAGGAUUCAGCUUUGGCCACCAUUACUGGGAGAUUGAUGUGACUGGGAAGACUUACUGGGAGCUGGGCGUCACCUAUCCCAACAUUCCCCGCAAGGGCACCACUGAGGACUGCUGGCUGGGCCGGGGGGACGAGUCCUGGUGUGUGGAGUUCUUUGAUGGGGAGUAUACAGCCUGGCACGGAGGGGUGCCCCAUCAGCUGCCUUUCACCAAACGCUUCUGUCGGAUUGGUGUUUUGUGUAGUUUCCCUGCAGGGUUGGUGACGUUUCUUGAGGCAGAGAACAUGACGCCGCUGUUCUCCUUCUGUGCAGGAACCUUCUCAGACUGCCUCCACCUGGCUCUGUGUCCUGGCCAUGACCACAAUGGCACCAAUGCGCAGCCUAUUGUGAUCUGUAAUGCUCCAUCUCCUACCAGUGAUCUCUGAUUAGCUUUGAGGCUCCACAGAAAAGCUUUUAGUAAUUUGUUGCUAAGGCCCCACUUUUUAAUAAUGCACCAAUUAUAAAAGUUUAUAAGCAAGUAAUGGCUUCAUUUAUAUAUAUAUAAAAAAAUUAUGUCUUUGGACUAAACAUUUAAUGAAGAAUAUGUCACUAAUUAAAUAAAACAAUGAAUCUGUUACAGAUGCUUUCGGUGUCAUAAUAGGCUACCAGAUUUUUGAGAACAUUAAACAUUCACAGUAUGAACAGUAAUACUUGGUUGCUGGACUAAACUGGAAGUGUAACCUAUUUGGAUUGCCGUGAUUGAUACAUUCGUGGUUUAAUUAAAGAUAAUCACACUUCUGUAUUUGAAUUCUAGAAGAACCAAAAUAUAAUAUAUAUAAAUAUAGAUAUAUACGCUUUUGCAUCAUUUUGUAUUCAUUCUAUUUUAUUUGUAUUUAAUUUAGCCAACAAGAUAAUAUAUUAUGGAUUUUUGUUUUUAUAAUUGUUGGUAUAAUUAUAGAAAAUGUUGUCUGUUAGCACUCAACUCAUCUCAUUGUUUGUGAUUAGGGAUCAGAUUUCAAUUCAGACAUCCCACUGCAUCCCAAUACAAUUUAAUUUCCCAUGUGUGGACUAGGUUCAGCAGCACUAAAUUACGACCUAAGGUCAAGGAUCUGCAUUACAAACAUUACACACGGUGACGCCACAUUCCUCUGCUUAUGUCAGUGAAUUUACUACUUUGAAUUUACUCUCAAAUGAAAUGUGUUAUGUAACUAAAAUUGCCUUGCCUUGAAUGCAAAUCACGCAACACUUCGUGCAACAAUACAAAGAACAGCUUUCACCGAGUACGACUCAGUUCCCUUCGUUCGUACCAAGGAGCAUCAGAUCGCUCGUUAAACGAAACAUCACUACCUCAUGGGGGAUUCUUCCUCUGGGGAGCAUGAAUGUAUGCACACAUUUUGGUGCAAUUCCAUCCAGUAGAUGUUGAGAUAUUUCACAUAAUAAGGGAAACUUUGACCUGCUGGUGGCUCUAUAGAAGAAAAGACAGGAAAUCACUGAAGACAUAUAAUUCAUCCUCUGGACACCGUGGAUAUCUGUACCACAUGACAAUUCAGUUUUUGAGAUAUUUCUCUAAAAGCCCAAAACGUCAAAUUCAUAGUAGUACUCAUGACAAUCAUUGUCAUUUUUGGAGAUAUUUCAGUCUGGACCAAAGUGGUGGACAGAUCGACAUACCAACAGCCCAACAGGCUGAAAAUCAUCCACAGUACUAAUGCUUUAUUGAUGAGUUAUCCAGUUGUGGAAUAUCUGUCUGUCUUUCUAUUUGGUAAAAAUGUGGUUAUAAGUCUUGGCAAUCCAUUUUAUCAUGGGUUUCUCUUCUUUUUAAUAAUCUACCCAGUGUAAAGUUGGAAAUGGUAAUAAGCUAUUAAUAAAUGGAGUUUGGGCCAAAUGGUCUAACAGUCCUCAUGAAUUAGAGAUUUUGCUGAAGACACAAAGCAAAUGUUGGGGCAUAAACAUAAUCCAUAACACAUCACUAAAUUCUUUAUUAACCAUUAAUAAAGCUGUAAGUUACAACCAAUAAACACAUUAUAAAGGGUGCAUUAUUAAAAGAAUGGUAGCCUGCUUAUACUGAUAAUAAAUUAUAGUAGGAAGAUAGUUCCUCACAAGGAGAACACUACAUUUCUCACAGUGCCUGUAUUGCACUUUCAGAUGAAUGUACAAUAUAUUAGAAGUGUGGCCCAUCUCUUCAUUAAGAUCAUUAUACUGAGAAAAGCGGACCAUGAAAUUUUAAUGCACUUUGAGUGUACAUAUUCUUUCUGUAUGACAAAGUCUUGUUUAAGAGUUUCAUUUUUAUUUGGAAGUCAUAGAAGUUACUGAUACAUAAAUAUAUAAGAAGUAGUAUUACAUUUUACUUAGUAAUUUAUCCUUAAAUGCACCGAGUGUAUUUGGAUCCAAAGUCUGUGUUCAAACAAACAAUUGGCUUUGCAAAUAUGCUCUCUGAGCCUUUGUGUUGCAUUUGAGUGCAUUCUUAUCCUAUUCAAACUAAAUUCAUUCUAAUGAAUUUCAACAUGAAACAAUCUUUCAAGGCUGGUAGAGAUGAUAAUCUUGAUGUUGCACCAUUUAUUUGUCCUGUUUAGGUGUUCCCUAACAUGAGCAAUGUUCUGCCUAUUAUAACUAAGAAAAAUAAGUAUCCAAGAGCACAGUAAAAAAUCAAUAAAAGUGGGCACCUGGUUAUAUCACCUAGUAGAGCGUGCGCCCAUAUAUAGAGGUUUACUCCUCGACGUAGCGGCCGCGGGUUCGACUCCGACCUGCAUGUCAUUCCCCCUCUCUCUCCCCUUUCAAGUCUAUG